UCUUCGAACAGUUAUAGUAUAAGUGCGGUCUUUGAAUCAGUCGAGACUUGAACCGGCUGCAAAGUGUGUUUCUGCCAGAAUCAAUGGAGGACGACUAUUCUAGUUCCUUUCUAGUGUAUAUGUGUGUUAUCACCUUGCUAGGCACUGUCGCUUUCCUGAGGCUGUUCAUGCCUGAAGUACAACUGACUCAUCGCCUGAUAAUUUAUGCGAUUCUUCUUCUCCUCCUGGAGAGGAUCUGUUGCAUGUAUCUGGCCGGCUUGUCAGGGGUCCUGAUUUUCACUGCUGUGUGCUUUCUUGCCUUUCAGUCACUUUCCUCGCCUAAGUUAUCUGUGCAGGGAAAGGCUGUGCUCAUUACAGGAUGUGAUUCAGGCUUUGGAAAGACAAUGGCUCAGCACUUUGACUCCCUGGGCUUUGAAGUGUUUGCUACAGUGCUGAAUAAAAAUGGACCAGGAGCAAAGGAGCUGUCACAGAUGUGCUCAGAGCAACUUACCUUAAUUCAGAUGGAUCUCACUAAACCUGAGGAUAUCGAACAAGCUUUGCAAAUCACGAAGGAGAAGCUUGGGGAGAAAGGUUUGUGGGGUUUGGUGAACAAUGCUGGAAUGUGCUUCAACAUCAAUGAUGCUGAACUCUCGGCCAUGUCCAACUACAGAUGCUGCAUGGAGGUCAACUUCUUUGGUACAAUAGCCAUUACCAAGGGCUUCCUUCCGCUGAUACGUAGAGCAAAAGGCAGAAUUGUCAACGUUUCCAGUCCAGUGGGGGAGAUUCCAUUACCCUUCUUAGCGCCUUAUGGAGCUUCAAAAGCUGCACUCACCCUAUUCACAAACAUUUUACGCCUGGAGUUGAGACACUGGGGAGUGAAAGUUUGCACCAUACUUCCAGCAUUUUAUAAAACUGCUCCAUCGUGUAAUUUUGAGUAUUGGGAACAGCAAGUCCACCAUCUUAUAAAGAGUAUUUCUUCAGAACUGCUCCAGGACUAUGGAGAAGAGUAUAUGUUAGAGACAAAAGAUCUGUUCCUGAAAUACAUUGCAACUGCCAGGGAGGACUUUAGCCCUGUCAUUGAAAGUAUCACUGAUGCUAUCCUCUCAAGAAAUCCGAAACCAAGAUAUUACGCAGGCAAAGCAGUUAUUGUUUUGUAUAUUUUUCUCUGUAUUUUACCAACAUCACUGAGUGAUUUAAUUUUCAACAGGUUUUUCUUAAUUAAGAAAGUCUUACCAAAGGCUUUGAAAAAGUAGUACAGUGGUGGUGGCAAGUUUUGGAGGGGAGAAAACAUAUUAUGAAAAAUUUCUCCAAAACUAUCCAUUUUUCUGAUCAAACUCAAUGUGUCAGUUGUUCACUUAAUAACAAUGUACUUGCAUGAACAUAAUUGACUCUGCUGGGAAAACUGAAAUGAGAAAGGAAAGAUGGGAGGUAAAUUUCACUGCACAGUCUGAGUGGUAAAUUUACGAAAGUGCAUUGGACAUCUGUAAUAGAAGACCCAUUUCUUUAUUAAUUUUCACCCCAUUGAUUCCAAUCACUAAAGGUAUAUAGUACUCCCAAGGAUUUAACUCUAGGGCAUUUUGUAUAUCAAAUAACGUAUGUAGAAAUAUAGCUAAUUUUUUAUUGUUUGUAAUGAUUAUGCCAAAAUGUUCAACAGUAUCCUAAGUUCUUUCUGUUUUUGAACAUGGUUGUCUGUUUUAAUAUAACUUAUAAUUAUGGGUUAAAUGUUCUGAAAUUCCAUAAGUUGCUUUUUUUAUAAGAUGUUAAAUUCUGGCACAUAAAGGGAACAUUUUAUUUGCAGGACAGAGAUUGUAGAAUUAUAGUUCUAACAAUGAAAUCUGGUAUAUUUUAUAAAUAAUUGUUCUUUGAACAAUUUUGAAGAUGCAGUCUAACUUGGGAAAAUCUGGACUGUUUUAGAUAUGUUUUGUCUUAAUCUUCAUCAACCUUUUGAAGAGCUUGUGCUUGCAGAUGCAACAGACCUAUGAACAAGAAAAGGACUUCUGAACUUAUCAAUGCACAGACCUAUUUUUACCAAAUAGUGUCCUAACUCAUUUUACAAAUGCUAUAUUCUCUCCAAUAUAAUGAUGUAUUAGAUCAUGUUCAAAGAUAGAGAUCGAUAAUUUAGUUCAAGACUGGGAAUUUCUUCCAGGUAGGAGGAAUCUUCCGCAUCUUUUUCAGAAGAUUUUGAUAAGGGAAUAUUCCUCUUCAAAGUGAUCCUUAUUCUACACACUAUCCAUUUUCUUCAAAAAAGGAACUAUUUGCAUCCUUCAGUUGUUUAAGCAUCUUAGAAAAAACAACACAUUUUGUUUAAGGCACAUUAAAAAUUCAACAUAUAUUGUCCAAACAAAGCCUUGAUCUAUGUUAUGUUGCUACUUGAUAUCUCUUAUUAACAAACCUCCAUCAGUUGAAGCUAGUCAAAGUCAAAACUUUCUGCUAGCUUGAAGGAACUGUAAACUACUGGUAUAAAAUUCAACCAUGGAAUGUCCAAAACAAAACAAUGGCAAUAAGCAGCAAUAAAUGUGGUCUUUUUUAUAUACUGCAUAUACAUUUGAUCCUGUGUGUAUGUUAUUAAACUGUCAUUUAUGCUUUGAGCAUCAACGUCAUGAAUUCAUCUUUGAAGCACGAUUCAAGUCCAUAUGUCACUGUAGCAAUCAACACUGCAAGUAUUUAUACUAGUCAAAUAAUUUGUGAUGCAUAGCCUGCAUUUUUAUGAUUUCCUGUAAGUUAAUAUUUCAUUACAUCUAUUGUAACUGCUGGAGCAAAACUUGCAGAAUUACGGAAAGCUUUCAUUUUUAUUCUUUUAAGAAUGUAACUUGUGCAAAGUAUGUGCUUCGAUAAAUUCUGGAAAAAGGCAGAAUGACCUAACCUACAUCAUUUAUCAUUACUUUCAUGCCUGUAAGUUUUAACUUAGAAAUAGAAAUGUAGCCCAAGUUAAAAAUUAGCUUUAAUAUUUGGAAAUAUAAUGUUUGAUGAUUAGUAGAUUUAAGUUAGAAUCACAAAUGCCAGGGGUCUUGAAAAAUAUGAAAGUGCAGAAUGUAAAGAUGUGAUAUAACUUGAACCAUGUUGAGAAUGGUUUCUAUUAUAUUGUGACAGACAAAACUUUUUGUAUUUAUUCAGGGACCUUGCAGCUUGUUUUACAUCACAAGAUGAAACAAGUUAUCCAAUUUUUCUUUUUGCAAAAGAAUUGCUUGUGGUAAAAUGUAGAUCUAUGUAAUAUUUUCAUUCCAGUUGUUUCAUGUAUUACUUAAAUAAACAUCAUAUCACAGAUCUUGUUCUUGUAUCAGCAUGAUCAUGGCUGUUGGGAUAACGUCGUAGCGCAUUUAUUUGCACCAUCACAAUGGCUGUACUGCCUCGGGCAAAAUCCUCAAUUUCUAUCUUCAUCAAAGCAACAUAGUACACUGUAUGUAAUUGACUACAUGCCUCUGUUAACUCCUUGAGCACAAGCUGCCAUUUAGUGUUGUGGAAUACACA
Rhincodon typus (whale shark) is the source of this 3447-nucleotide messenger RNA. Its product is annotated as 11-beta-hydroxysteroid dehydrogenase type 2-like. The transcript has 5 exons. The record is from RefSeq and is a predicted model, not a curated record. Lineage: Eukaryota; Metazoa; Chordata; Chondrichthyes; Orectolobiformes; Rhincodontidae. The coding region runs from base 84 to 1232 and encodes 382 amino acids. Gene Ontology annotation, molecular function: oxidoreductase activity.